Messenger RNA from Cryptomeria japonica (Japanese cedar), 726 nucleotides. RefSeq names its product SPX domain-containing protein 1-like. The coding region runs from base 1 to 726 and encodes 241 amino acids. Gene Ontology annotation, biological process: cellular response to phosphate starvation. Lineage: Eukaryota; Viridiplantae; Streptophyta; Pinopsida; Cupressales; Cupressaceae. The transcript is spliced from 3 exons. The record is from RefSeq and is a predicted model, not a curated record.
AUGAAGUUUGGGAAAUGGUUUGAGCUUUUAUUGCACCAUAUUUUGCCAGAAUGGAGAGAUCGUUAUAUCUCUUAUACAUUUCUCAAGAAACGAAUCACAUUAAUUGAAGCUACCAGAAAUGAUAUAAUCGGGGCAGAUUCCAAUCAAGAUUUUUUGAAUACAUAUGAAGUGGACUUCAUCAAUUUGCUUAAUGUUGAAUUAGACAAAAUCAACAAAUUCAUGGAGGAGAAGAGUAGAGAGUGCAACGUACGUUUACAGACACUCAAAGAAAGGAUAGAAAAGGUUAAGAAUGGUUAUACCCAAGCCAUGGUAAUGUCCAGUCAUGAAAGAGACGAAGUUGUUUUACUUGCCAAAGAUUUGGUAAACCUCCAUGGAGAGUUGGUUCUUCUCGAGAACUAUAAUAUAUGGAAUUUUACAGGGUUGCGAAAGAUUCUAAAGAAGUACCACAGAAGAAUAGGUGCUUUCAAGGGAGAGCAUUACAUUCCAUGGGCAAAAUGUCAACCAUUCUCUUCUAAUGAAUUUAUAUUAAAAAUCUUGAAUGAAUGUGAAAGAAUUUUGCAAAGCUUCUUAAGUGUAUCAUUCCUUGGAAACAAUGAAGAUCAUGGUAGCCUUAGUAGAGGCAUGUUUCAAAAUGAGAAUGAGAAAAGUGUGUAUGAAAGCUCAAUAGUUGCUUUGGAGAUUCUAAAUGAGAUGACCAAAUUCAAUUCUGUAUAUGUUGACAAUUAA